Varanus komodoensis (Komodo dragon) is the source of this 3345-nucleotide messenger RNA. It is a transcript of the gene RWDD4, whose product is annotated as RWD domain containing 4. The transcript has 8 exons. Bases 150 to 713 code for a protein of 187 amino acids. Gene Ontology annotation, molecular function: protein binding. Lineage: Eukaryota; Metazoa; Chordata; Lepidosauria; Squamata; Varanidae. The record is from RefSeq and is a predicted model, not a curated record.
UUUGCGCGUGCGCAGAGAGGGUCAGUCAGGGUGCGCGGCUCUUACUCUAUCGUAGUGGCAGGGCAGAGGUUCCAAUCCCCGAGGGACGGUGGAAGAGGGUGCGGAGAAAAGGAUCCAGGGAAGAGCCCCGUAUUCUCCGGCGUCGCACCAUGACGGCCAACGAGGACCAGGAGAUGGAGUUAGAAGCAUUACGUUCAAUUUAUGAAGGUGAUGAAUGUUUCAGGGAACUUAGCCCAGUUUCUUUUCAAUAUAGGAUAGGUGAAAAUGGAGACCCUAAAGCCUUUCUAAUAGAAAUAUCAUGGCCAGAAACAUACCCUCUGACAGCUCCUGUCAUAUCUAUGGAUGCAUUUUUCAACAAUGCCAUAUCCUCAGCCAUAAAGCAAAGUAUAUUGGACAAAUUAAUGGAGGAAGUUGAAGUUAACCUUGGAACUUCUAUGACCUACACAAUUUUUGAAUAUGCCAAAGAUAACAAAGAGCUGUUCAUGGAAAACCAUCCUGUUAAUAUUGUGACAGCAUUGAACAAUUGCAUCUCAACUGGUCAGCCUGAUGCACCACAGUCAAGUAAGAAAAAAGAGAAAAAAGAACAUUUGACAAAAACACAAAAACGAAAGUUAGCGGACAAAACAGAUCAUAAAGGAGAGCUUCCUCGAGGAUGGAAUUGGGUUGAUGUAAUCAAGCAUCUAAGCAAAACGGGUUCCAAGGAUGAUGAAUAAGUGGACUUUUACAUUGAAAAUUUUCAAGUUUUAUUACAGCACAUUCUAGAGUCAACUGCACUUCUCUUUCCUCACUUACAUUUUAUAAAAUGACAGUUACACGUUUAAAUUUGUGAAAUGCACUCAACAGGAAGGACAUUUUUCUGGUGGUUAUUGCUUUCUUCAUGUCACUUGUUUGCCAUUAAGGAUGAUGCUGAAGAUAGCGGAGUUCUUUUUGGAUUCCAGCUGUCACGACAAUAUAAAAGUAUGUAAUUUUAAUGUACAUUGUGUCACGUUGUACUGAAUCAUGAAUGUCAUUGAUGGUAAAUCAUCUGAAGUAUACUUAAUUUAGGACUCAUAUCCUCUUACAAACCUAUUAAUGUGUUAUUUUUAUUAGGUACCCAAGCUUGUCUAAAGGUUUGGUAGUUUUAACUUAUUCUAUAUUUAAUUCUUGCAUAAUCAUUUCACUGUUAUUUCAAAUAAUGUUCAUUAUUCAUCCAGUAGUUGGGCGGAAAUACAUAACUGUGGGAGUACCCUAAUUGGUUAAAGUUACGAAAAAUGUGAAUUAGCUUGAAUUACAAUUUAAAAAAAUGUAUUUUACACCCACAUUCUCAGGUUUCUUUUCAGCAGGGUUAAAAAAGGACGAGUCUUCCAGCUACUACUCCAGCUCCUAACACUUCCAGCCAGCAUGUCUACAAAUGAUAGGAGUUUUACUCAAACACUAUCUGGAGGGCCAAACAUUGGCUACACCUACCAUGUACCAUGUCUUCCCUGUAUUAAUAUAGUCAUGACCCUUUGCACUUCACCAGUACAAGAGAAAGCCAAAUAAUACCACAUUACACAAAGGAUAACUGUGAAACACUUACAUCAAAUUCUAUGGCAACUAUUCAGUUAGUAUCACUUACAGCAGGUCAUAGCUGUAAGUGAUGCACAUUGGUGCAUUAGGGUUAUCGGACUAUGACCAAAAAAAGACAUUAUUAUGUACUGGAAUCUAUCACAGAGUAGUUCACAAACAAUGCACAAGUGGAGAGACUACAAUACCUUUGGCAUAAGCCUCCAUGGUGCAAGGAGCAGGAGUGUAGCAGCGGGGAUUGAGCUUCCCAGGAGCAAGAUUAUAAAGAUACUACUUCUUCUAGGACAAACACAAAAUUUAAAAAGGAGUGCUAUCUAACUGAGGUAGCUCUGAAGCUCGUAGCACAGUGAGCAAUCAUUAGCCACCUAGAAGAGUUGAAAUCUGUGUGCUCAGAGAUUUCUUGGAAUACUUCACAUAACCUGGAAUGCAUUGGGAACAAACAUUUGUUAAAGCAGAAAUAGUGCUUUCAGAAUCAUCCUAGGGAGACAAUGAAGUUAUGGCUUGCUUUUAAGGGGGCCCUGCAAACCAAACUUAUUUUGGAUCAAAAUGUGAGAGGGAACAGGAUUAGAAUCUGUACUUCCCUUGCUAGAACCCAACAUCUAGUCUCACAAGUGCAGCAGUAUGCCAAAGAAAGACCCAUUAAGUUGCCUUUCUGACCAGAUACAGACCAGCCUACAUAGAGCUGUAGCUUAGUGGAACAGCGUAGGUUUAGUUCACAUAAGAUGCCAAGUUCAGGCACUGCAAAAGAUUUCCAUGUAGCUUGGUUUAUGAUCACCCCAGGAUUAACGGGAGGGCGGGGGACAAAAAGACAGUUGCUUGGUGAACAUGUAAUUGUUUCAUGUUAUACCAAAUCAUGAAUGUCUUUGAUGGUAAAUCAUCUAACGUAUGCUUAAUUUAGGACUUAAUACUUAAAUUCCCCACAGGGCUUCUUGUGGUGGCUACCAUUUUGAAUAUUUCAGCUGCAGCCAGCAGGGGCAUCAUAGCUUAUUAUGUGUGAAUCCAGCAAGGUUGGUUGAUGGUUGGUCUAAGAAGCCACUCAGAAUCCAUAGGCUGAUUGUAGGGGAAGGAAAAACCACAAGCCCUAUCUACUGAUUAUCUCCCCUUUUAACCAAACCAUGGUAGCUCUUUUCCCAUGUGUUUGUCAACACAGAUGGAAGUUUAUAUGGUGUGAGCAUUGAUUUGACAGCAAACAAUCUCAUCUUAGUAUAAAACAUUGUUCUCAUUCACUCACCAUCAGCAAUGGAGCCUUAAAUAUAAUUAGACUUCUCUAUUAUUUUUAAAGAGGGAUAAUUAUAACUCUUGUCUGAAAGUUAAUGAUUUCCACAUCACAUCUUUACGGCUGCAAUCCUAAAUGCAGUAGAGAAUAAGCUCCAUUGAACACAAUUGAAGCUACUUCUGAGUAAACAUGCAGUGUUUCUGCUAUAUGAAGAAAUGAGUACCAACACACCAAUAUAUCUUCGCUAUUGAAAAUGAGUUCCUUGUAUUUCAUAUUGGUUCUUGUCAAAAGAUUGGUCCUUGUACCAGCUCUGGGUGCUAGCCAAACUUCAUUUAUUUCAGUUUCAGUUAUUUUCUUCCCUUAGAAAAAUACGAGUUGUCAGUGUUCCUGCAUUUGUUAAUAAGUAAAGGAAUGGAAGUAACCAUUCUACCAAGUGGGUAGGUAAGAUGGAAUUUGUAUAGAUGUGUUUUCUUGUAUCUGAAAGUUCUCUCUACUAGAUAAAUAGUGAUGGAACAUGAGAUGCCUUAAUGCCAUCUAUUUUUAUUGUUGCAGGGAAGGCUCUAAAUAAAUAUCUAUUUAUCUUC